UUUCUAGUGAAUCCUAACUUAUAUCUAUUUCUAACUUAGUAUUCAUUUCUCUUUGUUCAUUUUUUCAUUUAUAGAUAUAGGUACUUAGAUGAGUAUCCUGGAGAAGAGUUCACAGAUGUUUAUUGGAUUAAAUUCCAAAAGAUUCAAUCAGCUCGGUUCGCCAAAAAGAAGCUUGAUAUGAGGUCUUUCUAUGGCGGAGUACUUCACGUUUGCUACGCUCCAGAAUUUGAAACAGUAGAUGAUACUAGAGAGAAGCUUAGAGAAAGAAGGCAACAGGUGGCAAGGAAGUGUAGAGAGUACUACCCUGAUCAGUACAGUUCUCGAACUGAAAAUAAAGAACACAAACAAGCAGUCAAUGCAGAAACAUCGACAAACUCUUUUCAAAGCCAGGAGGAACCCGGUGGUGCUUCAUCGCAAGUGUUGGCGAAAGAAUCCUCAAGCAUUGCACAGACAUUUGAUACGAAUCAAAAUUCAUCAAUAGAGAUGUCCCCUUACCCCCAGUUACCUCUACCGCCUAUGCACCUCCCACCUUUUCUGUAUCCUCCACCGCCCCCACCACCCCCUCCAGAAUUUCCUAGAUUACCAACGAAAGAUGCUAGUCUGCCAUAUGAUGUUAAGGUCAAUGCAAUGACGUCAGUAAAUGUUGAAAUGAGCAGCCAUUCAGCCUCCGUUAGUAGCAAACCGAAAGGCGAAUGCCAUGGGCAUUCAACAAGUACUUCCAAUUCAGAUCGAAACUCCUCGAAUUCAAGGUCAAAUAUUGAUGGACCUCAGAAGUCGAGAAGGAUUGUUUGGCACAAACCUCCCUCCGUUCCAAAACCAAUUCAAAGUGCUGACCGUCGGCCUUUACCUGAACCAGGAGCUUGGGACCCCCAUGCUCAUGAAAGAAAGCAGUUGAAAUCACUUACUGGCGACCAUCACCUUGAUGAAGUAGCCUUACAAAUACGGGAAAAACUGAGUAAGGCUAUUUCGUCUAAUCAUGUAAAAGAAGACAAUGCACCUGAGACGGAGCAAGCGCCAGAAUUGCAACCAGUCAAAAAGAAGACUAGAAAGAGAAUCUGACCAUUUUACUUUUUUCAGAAGAAAUAAAUAUUUUGGUUGGAAUUCAAAAGCAGGAUCAGCGCCAAUUAUGCUGCCCGAUCAAGAAAAUGAAAAAUGAGUCUUCAAAGCAAGUUGUAUUUUUAUAAGAGAAGGGCAAUUGGCUACAAAAUCAUUUUCCAAGAAACUUGAACGCUUGUUUACACAUGGUUCAUUUAUAGUGCGGCAUUACAGAGAUACCAGGACACUUGAAAUUCGCUGUUAUUUUCCUGCAAGCGAGUGCUGCUGAAGAGUGACAUUACUCUUUCCCUUAUUUUUAUUCAUGUCUUUUAUCCGACCUACCAUUUUAAGUUUGGGAACACUGCAUGCACUCGAAACCUUCCCUGGACACCACGAUUGACUUUUAACCUGAGUGUUGUUUUUGUUUAAAUAAAAACUUACUUUUGAAAACUUGAGUUCUUUAAAGAAAUUUAUUUUUCGGAAUGCUUA
This is a messenger RNA of Rhopilema esculentum, 1524 nucleotides long. The record is from RefSeq and is a predicted model, not a curated record. NCBI's taxonomy places the organism in Eukaryota, Metazoa, Cnidaria, Scyphozoa, Rhizostomeae, Rhizostomatidae.